Tetrahymena thermophila SB210 is the source of this 2622-nucleotide messenger RNA. RefSeq names its product cyclic nucleotide-binding domain protein. NCBI's taxonomy places the organism in Eukaryota, Ciliophora, Oligohymenophorea, Hymenostomatida, Tetrahymenidae. The record is from RefSeq and is a predicted model, not a curated record. The transcript is spliced from 7 exons.
AUGUCUUCGCCCCUUCCUAAACAAAGAGCGAAAUCUACCACUAAGUCUACUUUGCACUCUCAAAAUAAAACUACUUUGUCUACAUUUGACACUUAGUAAGAUGAUUUCAAAUUAAAUGAGUCUCACUUGAGAAAUAUUCUGUAUGAUUUUAACUCCUCCACAACUACUCAAGAAAAGCUAUGUCAAAUGAAAAAUUGUCUUAAUGAAUUGCCUUUAGAGAUGAUUAGGGAUGUAGCUUUCCUUCCUUAAGAGGAUGAUUCGAAUAUAAAAGAGCCAAAUACUUCUAAGGAAAUACUAUAUACAACUAAAGGCUUUACAAAUAAAAUGAAAAUCUCAUUUAUGAAGAUAAAGAGCUCGCUUAACCCUAAUAUUAAUGCUACUACGCUUUAAAAUUUCUUCAUUAAAACACAGUAAGAAAAUGACAGAAUAAAAUAAAAUUAUUCACAUAUAACGGUGGCUAAAGAGAUUUAAGAUUCUCCUUAAAUAUAAAGAAGUCUAACUCCUAAAGCCAAUCAGACCUUCCUCACUCCAUAAAACAAAAAAAUAAAUAUAAAAUUUAUAAAAACUUAAAAUCAGAAGAGCAAUCCUUUUAAGCUUUAGUUAACAGAGAAUAUUAAUGGAACUAAUAGAAGAAUUCACACCACAUAAAACGAUUGCAAAAUAAGACAAGCUUAGUCAAUUUUAGAAAUCGUUUCAGACCAUGAUAAAAUAUUAGACAAAACUAACUAAGAAAAGCAGAUGAAUUCUAAUACAAAUAUUUUUGACACUCCUUAAAACUCUUAUGAUAAUUCUAAAUCUACUCAAGAUAAAUCUACCUCAAGAAAUGUAUCUGCUAACUUAAAUAAAAAAUAUUAUGAUAUUGAAGACUCUAUUUAGAAGUUUGAAGUAGCAAACUAGUUUUAUGAUAUACCAGUUAAUUUAAAGUCAACUAAAAAGAAGUGUUUAAUUCCUAAUAAUUACAAUAAUAGCAGUAUGAUAUAUAAUAAUUAAGAUUAAAGUCUUUUAACGAGUAAAGCGAGAACAGUACGAAGUGUAUCUAAUUAAGCAGGAAGAGAUAGAUCUUUCAUAUAAAAUGAUCAUAUUAAUAACUCAUUCAGCAAUGCCUUGAAUAGUAACAAUAGCAACAAUAACUUUUACUAAACAAACAAAUUACCUAGUUUUUAUAAAAAUAAAGAGGCUAGUCCAUAAUAUAAAACAAAGCCAAAUUAAAUAGAUUUUGAAGAAAGUUAUUUAAAAUCAAAGUAAAAAACGCCAAUUAAAUCCAUAAAAUUAAGCUCAAGUCCGUAUAAAAAUACAGAACAAUAGUCAGAGGAGGAAAUCUCUUUCUUUUAAAAGAAAGUUAGAAGAAACGCUCUAAUUGACUUAAGGAAGCUAAAUCCAAAUAUUUAAAAAAUGACUUAAUAUUCUAAAGAUUUUUUACCUCCAUGGCUUCGUGCUCGCCCUGAUUUUUUAAAAUUAUAUUUGCAAGACCAAAUCAAUAAAAAUUUGAAACUACCUACUAUUUUUGUGAAAGACUACUCAUUAAGAACAAUGGCUGAAAAGCAAGAAACACACAAAUAUUUAAGCUCAAUCCCUUAAUUUUCUCAACUUGAGUCUGAUUUAGUUGAUCUCAUUUCCAAAAAGAUAAAAGUUGAAAUAUACUAUCCAGGAGACUUCAUAUAAGAAAUAAAUGAAGUCUGUUAAAAUAUAAUUAUUUUAUAUGAUGGGCAAGUUUCAAGAAUUUUUAAAGACCAGAAGGAGGAAUAAUUGGAAAAAAACAUAGCUUUAAAUACAACAUUUCUAAGAAAAUAAUUUUUUAAUUAAUUUGGCUUAAAAUCAGAAAAUAACUGCAUUAUAUUUACCCUAAAUGCUGAAGAUUUAUAAGAAAUCGAUAGUGAGUUUGCAUCUAGCAUUUCUAAUGAUUUUUAAAUUAUGCUUACUUUACAUGAUUUCUUCCAUAAAUAUGAACCUAAAACUCUUAAAUAAAUGUCUAUUUAAGCAAAAGGAAAACUUCUCUUCCCAGGAGAGAAUCUUUUUAAAAUUGGAGACCCAUCAAAUGAAAUUUAUUUUAUUUACUUCGGAAAGAUUGAAAAGAAAAAAGUUUUCUACACACAAGAAAAGAAUAGAUGGCCGAUUAAGAAAAAUAACAAUUUAAAAGACUCCUUAGAAAAUGGAGAGGAUUACCAUUUAUAAGAAAAUAAUUAUGGGUACAGAGUUUUCACAAAGAAUUUCACAAACUCUAAGUUUUUAGGUAAGACAGACUUUUUUGGUGAUUAAGAGACCAUCUAUGAAGUUGGAAGAAGAACUGAAGCCUCCGCUGUAGAGCCAACAUUUUUAUUGUGGUUAGACAGAUAAACAUUUUUGAAUAUUUUAAGUUUAGACGAUUUAAACUAGCUGUAUAAAUUUAGGGCAUAAAAACCAAUCAAACUAACACCUGAACAAAGCCCUGAAUAUUAUUUUAAGUUGGAGAAAAAAAAUAAAUAUCAAAAAGAAAGAAUAUUAAAUGCGUUAGAUGUAGUUUUUAAAUGUGAAAACAAUUUAUCUUAGUUAGAAAGGCUUGAAAAGAAGAUAGAACCAUUCAAAAAAUAGAUACUCACUAAAUAUAAUGUAAAAAAUAAGUUUAACACAACAUGUUAUAAAUGA